AUGUCUCAGCACACGACCAUCCCCAUCAACACGAACUGGGUCUUCAAGCAAGCUGGCGACAACACGACGAGUACCGAGUCGCAUAAAUUCCUUCCCGUAGCCCAGUUCCCCACGAACGUCCAUCUGGACCUCAUCGCGAACAAGAUCAUCCCGGACCCCUUCGUCGGCAAGAACGAGAACGACGUGCAGUGGGUAGGCGAGGUCCCCUGGGUAUACAAGACCAGCUUUCCCUCCCCCUCCGCCUUUCUAGAGGGCGGAAACAACUCGACGAAAGCGGUUAUUGCGUUCGAUGGGCUGGAUACGUACGCCACCGUCGCGCUGAAUGGGACGGAGAUCCUGAAGACGGAGAGCAUGUUCAUCCCGGAGCGGGUGGAUGUCACUUCUCUCUUGAAGAAGGGGGAGGAGGAGGGGGGGGAGGAGAACGAGCUGGUGAUUACCUUUGAGAGUGCCUACUUGACGGGCUGCAAGAUUAUCGAGGAGCAUCCGGAUCAUCAUUGGGGAUGCUGGAACGGCGAUACCUCCCGGUUGGCGGUUCGCAAGGCGCAGUACCACUGGGGAUGGGACUGGGGACCGACUCUGCUGACGUGCGGGCCGUGGAGACCGAUCAGCCUGGAGAUCUUCUCGGCCAGGAUAUCGGAUCUCUACUUCACGAGCGACGUCCACAAGUCGCUCGCGUCAGCUAAGCUGGUAGCAAGAGCAGAUGUCGAAGGCGUCGAGGAGGCCGCGACGGAGAUCCGAUUCGACAUCUCGCUCGAUGGCAGAGAGGUAGUCGCCUCCCAGACCGUGACGGCGAAGGAGGGCCUCGCAAGUCACACGUUCACGAUCGACGGUCCGGCGCUGUCUCUGUGGUACCCCAUCCGCUACGGCGCGCAGCCGCUCUACACCCUGACGGCAACGCUACUCGACGGAAAGAAGAAGUCUCAACUCGACACUAGGAGUAAGAGGUUCGGCCUCCGUCGGGCAGAGCUCGUCCAGGGCCCGCUCACCGACCAGCCCGGAACUUCCUUCUACUUCCGCAUCAACAACAUCCCCAUCUUCUGCGGCGGGAGCAAUUGGAUCCCCGCGGAUAGCUUUCUCCCGCGCAUCACGCCCCAGAAAUACUACGACUGGGUCAAGCUCGUGGCGGAUGGCAACCAGUUCAUGAUCCGCGUGUGGGGUGGCGGCAUCUUCGAAGAGCAAGCCUUCUACGACGCCUGCGACGAGCUCGGCAUCCUCGUCUGGCAGGACUUCAUGUUCGCCUGCGGCAACUACCCAGCCUUCCCCUCCUUCCUGUCGCUCGUGCAGCGCGAGGCCGAGGCCAACAUCAAGCUCCUCCGCCACCACCCCAGCAUCGUGAUCUGGGCCGGCAACAACGAGGACUACCAGUACCAAGAGUCCAUGAAGCUCACCUACGACUUCGCCGACCAGGACCCGGCCUCCUGGCUCGCAACCGACUUCCCGGCCCGCUACAUCUACGAGAAGACUCUCGCCGACGCCUGCGCCACCCUGGUUCCCGAUACCUACUACCACUUCGGCUCACCCUGGGGGGGCGGGAAGGCCACCACGGACCCCACGGUCGGCGACCUCCACCAGUGGAACGUCUGGCACGGCACGCAGGAGCGCUACCAGGACUUCGACCGGCUCGCGGGCCGCUUCGUCUCCGAGUUCGGCAUGGAAGCCUUCCCGCACCCGAAGACCAUCUCGGCCUUCCUCCCCGGCGGCGCCGCCGACCCAGACCGCUACGCGCAGAGCGCCACGCUCGACUUCCACAACAAGGCCGCCGGCCAGGCGCGCCGCCUCGCCCUGUACCUGGCGGAGAACGUGCGCUACGCGCCCGACGGCCCGCUCGAGCACUUCGUCUACACCACGCAGCUCCUGCAGGCCGAGUGCCUCGCCGCGGCCUACCGCCUGUGGAAGCGGCAGUGGAAGGGGCCCGGCGGUCGGGAGUACUGCGGCGGGGCGCUGGUGUGGCAGGCGAACGACUGCUGGCCCGGCACGUCCUGGUCCGUGGCGGACUUCUUCCUGCGGCCGAAACUGGCCUACUUCGCCGUCAAGCGCGAGAUGGCGCCCGUCACCCUCGGCGUCAAGCGGAGCGUGUCCCACCCCCUCGCACCGCGGGACGACGAGAAGAAGACCACGACGACGGAGACGAGGACGACGAGCACGCAGCUGGAGAUCUGGGCCACGAACCUCACCCUAGCGACCAUCACCGCGGACCUCGUCCUCAAAGCCUUCAACGUCGUCACCGGCGUCGAGACCUUCAGCCGAACCAUCGCCUCGGCCCUCUCCCUCCCGGCAAACCGCAGCACCGAGAUUGAUGCGCUCGACGUCCCCGUCCCCGUCCCAGGAGAUGAGGACCGCACCGUCGUCGCCGCAUACCUGUUCUCGACCGGGCCCGGGCCCGGGGCAGGAGAGAAGCUAGCCCGCUGCGUCAACUGGCCCGAGCCGCUCAGAUACGUGCAUCUCCAGCGGCCGCAGCGGCUGCGCUGCGUGCUGAGUGCGGAUGGGGAUGCGGAGGUGGUGGAGCUGAGCGCGGAGGUGCCCGUCAAGGGCGUGGCGGUGGAGUGCGGAGACGAGGACGAGGAGGAGCGGGUGGUGUUUGGCGAUAACCUCGUGGAUCUGGUGCCCGGGGAGGUGGUGUGUAUUCCUGUGGCGGGCGCGGGGCACGGGACGGUGUUGACGACGAGGUAUAUGGGUAUGGCGAUGUCGAUGUCGUCGUGUAGCUAG
Molecule: messenger RNA, 2706 nt
Organism: Drepanopeziza brunnea f. sp. 'multigermtubi' MB_m1
Lineage: Eukaryota; Fungi; Ascomycota; Leotiomycetes; Helotiales; Drepanopezizaceae
Biological process (GO): carbohydrate metabolic process; glycoprotein catabolic process
Molecular function (GO): beta-mannosidase activity
Source: RefSeq, a predicted model, not a curated record